Messenger RNA from Pelmatolapia mariae (spotted tilapia), 3740 nucleotides. RefSeq names its product multiple C2 domains, transmembrane 2a (gene mctp2a). The transcript is spliced from 20 exons. Gene Ontology annotation, cellular component: synaptic vesicle membrane. Gene Ontology annotation, biological process: regulation of neurotransmitter secretion. Bases 1 to 3045 code for a protein of 1014 amino acids. The record is from RefSeq and is a predicted model, not a curated record. Lineage: Eukaryota; Metazoa; Chordata; Actinopteri; Cichliformes; Cichlidae. Gene Ontology annotation, molecular function: calcium ion binding.
AUGGAGAACAAGAAAAAGAAUUUAGUGGAGAGAUUACGUCUGAAACCCAAGUUUCCCAACUUAAAGAAGCCCGCCAAGAAGCCACUGGCCAAGCAGGGUAGGAAUCUGGCCAAUCGACGAAGUAUCUCUGUACCCGACCUAACAAUGGUGCCAGGUGAAGCAUCUACCGAGAAUGCUUUGCUGUCUUCUGCUGCUUUUGGCAUCUCUCCUGGUCUGAGUGAUACUGAUUCUAUUGCAAGUUCAGAGUUUGCAGACAAACUAAGUGAUCCAAUCCCAGAAAUCAGAACCAGAUUUCUUCAGCCUGAUCACUCAAAUCCAGCUCUGAAUAGAUUAAGCACACCCCUGGAGACCCUGGGCAUUUAUGAAGAAAUGGAUGAUUUUGGUUUAGAGAACAAAACCAACCCAGUUGUAGAUGAGUUAUAUGCCAAAAUAGACAAAAAAGGCAAAGGGGCCUUAUCAAAAUUCCCUUUUGAACCAGCUCCUACAGGAAGUAAAAUGUCUAACAGUGGACAAGAUCCCAUACCAAGACCAGACCUUCCAGAGAGAAGUGAAGAAGUCUCAGAAAAGGGGUCUAGAGAAAGUCUUGCUGCUGCAGCGCUGAUCAGAGCACAAUCACUGGGAGAGCAAAUAAACCCUUAUAGAGAAAAACAGAACUCAUCAGUUGAGCCGAAAAAGACAUCAUCUGAAAAAGGGACUCCACCAACAAGCAGACAAAAUGUUCGUAUAGAUAGGCUGAUGUUGGACUCUACGGGCAGACCUUUGGAAAGUGGAGAUGGCAACUCUCUGAACUCAGCAUGUGGCACUCCCAGUGAAGAGAAAGCCAACAUGCCUUGGAUGAGAGAUGUGGAAGAACAAGACAGAGAACCCUUUUCUCCCCUGCUGAUGAGAGAGUUCUCCAUAGAUGAGAAUCUUCUCGAUGAAACCCCGGCAGAUGAGGAGGAUGAAACGGGAGAGGAUGUUACAGGGGGGUGUGAGGAUCGAGUACCUGCCCCAUUCCAGAGGUAUCUCUUGAACAUCAACCUGAAGCGAGGAAAAACCCUGGUCAUCAGAGACAAGCGCUCAGGUACCAGUGAUCCUUAUGUGAAGUUCAAAAUUGAAGGAAAACAGUUCUAUAAAAGCAAAGUGGUUUAUAAAGACCUGAACCCUCGCUGGAACGAGUCCUUCUCCCACCCUCUCCGAGACAGAGAACAUAACAUAGAAGUUCGGGUCUAUGAUAAAAAUCGGACCUCUGAUGAUUUCAUGGGUUCCAGCUUUAUUUCCCUGAGAGAUCUUGAACUGCACAAAACCAAAGAAAUGGAGUUGCGUCUCGAAGAUCCAAAAAGCAAGGAAGAUGACAUGGGAGUCAUUAUUGUUGACGUCUGCCUGAUGUUCAGAGACGCCACCAUUAAAAAAGGCCCGGUAGAAAUAUUUCAGACAUUCAGUGCCACGCCGGCUCAGCGCUCGGCUGAAACACAGAAGAAUCAGCUGAGGAACCAGAUGUGGACCGGGGUGCUCUGUAUCACCUUGGUGGAGGGACAGGACAUGCCGCAGUGUGGCCAGGGUGACAUUUACGUCCGCUUUCGCCUCGGUGAUCAGAAGUACAAGAGCAAGAACCUUUGCAUUCAGGCAAAUCCCCAGUGGAGAGAGCAGUUUGACUUCAAUCAGUUUGAAGAUAACCAGGAACCUCUACAGGUGGAGAUGUGCUCAAAGAGAGGGAGGAAGAGUGAAGAAUCAUGGGGGAUGCUUGAGGUUGAUGUGUCGACACUUACGGUUAAUGAGAGGCAACUCUACUCCUAUAUGCUGAACCCAGGAAAAGGCAGAGUGGUGUUUCUGAUCACCCUGAGAUCCGUCUGGGGGGUCUCCAUCUCUGAUAUCGAAAAUGCUACCUUGUCAAAACCCGAUGAGAAAGACGAAGUGGUGGAGAAAUUUAGCUUAAAAAACUCACACAAUUGCAUGAGAGAUAUUGGCAUCCUUCAGGUUGGCGUAAUCAGGGCAAAUGAUCUCAAUGCUACAGACAUUAAUGGAAAAAGCAACGCCCUGUGCGUUAUAGAGCUGGGGAACUGUAAACUUCAAACUCACACAGUCUAUAAGAAUGUCAAUCCAGAGUGGAAAAAAUCCUUUACAUUCCCGAUUAAGGACAUCACCGAUGUGGUCGAGUUGACUGUCUUUGAUGAAAAUGGAGACAAAGCCCCAAACUUUUUGGGGAAGGUGGCCAUUCCUUUACUUACUGUUAAGAAUGGCCAGGAGAUAACUCUGUUACUGAAGAAAGAAAAACUGGGAAGUGCGUCUAAAGGAACCAUCACUCUGGUGCUGGAGGUUAUCUACAACAAAGUGGGAGCUGGUGUCAAAUCCUUCCAGCCCAAGGAGGCAAAAUUAACAGAGGAAACCAUCAAGUUCAACAAAAAGGUUCUUGCCCAGAGUAUAUAUCGGGUCCGCAAAAUCAGCACAGCAGUUCUGUCCACGUUACAGUACAUUAAAAGCUGUUUUCAGUGGGAGAGCACGCAACGGAGUCUAAUAGCCUUUCUGAUCUUCCUCUUGACAGUGUGGCACUGGGAACUCUUCAUGCUUCCCCUCUUCCUGCUUCUCCUCAUAGGCUGGAACUACUUCCAGCUCUCAACGGGAAGGGCCAGCUACAACCAAGACCUGGUGAACAUGACCAUAGGUGACGACGAGGAGGAAGACGAGAAGGAACCCGGAAAAAAGGGUUUGAUUGAUAAGAUAUAUAUGGUGCAGGAAGUAGUGCUGGCUGUCCAAAACGUUUUGGAGGAGAUUGCAAACAUCGGGGAGCGAGUUAAGAACAUAUUCAACUGGUCUGUCCCAUUCUUGUCGUGCUUGGCCUGCUUGGUGCUGUUUGUGGCAGCAGCCCUAUUGUAUUUGAUCCCACUGCGAUACAUUGUACUGAUAUGGGGCAUUAACAAAUUUACCAAGAAGCUGCGCAACCCAUAUAGUAUUGACCAUAAUGAAAUACUGGAUUUCCUCAAGAGGGUGCCUUCAGAUGUUCAAAAGGUGCAGUACAGUAUGCUGAGAGCGCCCACCAGCCAGAACCAGGCGCGGAAGAAAAAGUAAGCUCCGCGGACACGCUGGAUGAAAGGCUGGUCUCUUUCUAAAUGUGGCAUGAUGCAAUCCACCUGACAACAAUGCUCCAGUGCCAGCAGAGCCCCUGACCCCGUGCACCCCAUCAUACCACCCUAACUCUGCUCCCUGCUGCUGAGGGGCAGCUAGCCGCUCUCUGGCUUGUGUGUUUGCCACCCCCCUGACAGGGGCUGUGAACUGCAGCCGCUAGGAGGGCAGCACAUGGCGCUGUCAAUCACAAGCUUGGAGGUAAAGAAAAGAGAGCAUUGCGAGGCUCAGCCUUCAUCUUUGGAUAUAAUUUAGAAAGGAAUGAAAAGCAUCUGGGGCUUUUUUUUUUCUCGACUUUGGUAAAACUGAGAAAUUUGCCUUAAAGAAAAGAAAACACAAACUUAACAAACCACUGCAAUGUUCUUUUUUUCUUUAUAUGUUCAUUUAAUUGAAGGUCACAUAUAUUUUAAAUAACUGUGGUGAAAUAAUAUUUUUUGUUUAUAUUUAAAAUAUUAAGGACAGAGUACUGAAUUUAUCUUUUUUGUGGUAUAGAUUUGCUUUAUUUAACGUAAUCCUACAAGCACUCCUAAUUUUAUCUCAGAAACAAAUAUAGUCAUGAAAUGUAUUAUUUCCAACUUGCUUGGCUUAAGUAAAGUUUUUGUGUUUCCUGUUAAAUUCAUGUGCAAGUUUUACCUCCUAGC